GUGCGUGUGUGCGCGUGUUGCUGUUAACCGAAGAUUCUGCACGCGCGGGACGGUUAUCGCUAAGCGCUCAGAUUGGAAAGGCAAAGAAGCAAAAUGGCUCUGUCCCAGUGUCUGGACGACUCGCUCUUCAGGGCCAAGUCGACACUCCCCGGAGCCGGGUCGAGUAACCUGCAGGAGGUGUACAAUGAGAAACACCGGCUCGCCUUGGAGGAGUUGCUGUCCGGGGGGGUCGACGACUUUCUGGGCUUUCUCAGGAAGGAGUCCAUCGCCAACUUCCUGUCGGACGAGGAGAUCCGGUGGAUGCGGGGCGCCGCCGUGGCCCCGCGACACGCGUCGCUCCUCGGCGAGCACCGGGCGCCGCCGCCGGAGCCGCCGGAGCCGCCGGAGCAGCGGUCUAUCGGCAGCUCGAUUGACUGUUUGUCGGUCACUUAUUUCCCCGAGGUGUCGGACGUAGAGCCGCCGCCGCUGGAGAUCGGCUGGCCCGCCUUCACUGCGGGCUCUUACCGGGGAGUCACCAGGGCCGUGGCUCACUUCCAGCCGAGCUAUGGCGACAACAUCUACGCUUGCAAAGAAGCGGCGAGGAAAAUGAUCGGCAGUGCCAGAGAGGUGAUCGCCAUAGUUACGGAUUCCCUGACAGACCUGGAUAUUUUUAAGGAUCUUCAAGAGGCGUGUUGCGUUCGCAAAGUCCCCGUUUACAUCCUGCUGGACCGCUCCAGCUGUCCCGCUUUCCUCAGGAUGUGCGCGAACGUCGGCGUCGGCUUGGAUGAGCUGCAGCAAAUGAGAGUGCGAACCAUAACUGGCACCACUUAUUACACAAGAUCAGGAGCCAGGAUCACCGGAAGAGUUCACGAGCGCUUUAUGUUGAUCGACGGCAACCGCGCGGCGACGGGUUCAUACAGGUUCAACUGGACCGAUGGCAAAUUGAACAGCAGCAACUUGAUUGAGCUUUCGGGUCAGAUCACAGAAAAGUUUGAUGAAGAGUUCCGCAUUCUUUACGCGCAGUCUCUUCCCGUCAACGCGCGAGGACCCGCAAGCGCGCACGCCAGCCAGAGCUUGGAGCGCCUUCCCGCCGAGCAUCUGCUCACCUCCUCCCCGUACCUGAGCAGGGAGAGGCCCCCGGGCCACAAGCUCCGCCCUUUAUCUUUCUCUCCGCCGCUCCCCUGUGAGGAGAUGGCCCCGGAAGACCCGGCGGCUCCAAACGGCAGCGCCGCAUCCAACUCGUCCACCGUCGGCGACGACUGGUCGGAAGAAGAAAUCCUGGCCGCCGGUCCCGCCCCCCCGGCGGAGCGGCCUGACGCCGGCGAGGCCACCCGGACUGGUUUUUCGCCGGCAGACGGCGACGCCCUGACGGACCUGCGGCACCCCGAUCUCCGGCCCUCCGUGGGGAUGAGCGCCCCCCCCGAAGAGUGCCCGAGCGGUCUGAGCAAAGAGCGCCGGCACCACUACGCGGCCAUCCGCUCCAAGCUGGAGCACGUGAUGGCCUCUCUGUCCCGGCGGCGGGAGCUCGCCGACAUUGCCGUCGUGACUCGGGGCAGGCGGGGGCUCGGCCAAGCCGCGCCAGGGCCGCAGCCCCGACUCCUUGCUGGAACCUCCGCUGUUGUCGCGUGAUGACACCGGCUCGACUCCCUCUCCCGCCCCCGACCCCCAUUUUCCACGCGCUGGCCGGGUGCAACGGUGGCAGAAAAAGACUUGAUCACGCCAUGUCGCAAUUGUGCAUUUCUACUGCUCGCCGUCACAAAUAACUUCCAGAUGUCGGCAAAUCGAAUGUUCCGGAGCGCUUUCGCCAGACCCGUGCCGGGAUGGCCGUUCCUUCUUUGAGACUUUUCCGCGCGCACACUUUGAGCUGCAGUGCGGAUGAAUGAAAGUGCCUUGCUGCCUUUGUGGCUAUUUCCAUCAAACAUGGCUGCGCUGCGUGCAUCCAUACCUACUCGCUCAUAAUAAAGUCUCACUCAAUUUUA
This is a messenger RNA of Hippocampus zosterae (dwarf seahorse), 1958 nucleotides long. It is a transcript of the gene sack1d, whose product is annotated as family with sequence similarity 83 member D. Gene Ontology annotation, cellular component: cytosol; mitotic spindle pole. The coding region runs from base 94 to 1608 and encodes 504 amino acids. NCBI's taxonomy places the organism in Eukaryota, Metazoa, Chordata, Actinopteri, Syngnathiformes, Syngnathidae. The record is from RefSeq and is a predicted model, not a curated record. The transcript is spliced from 4 exons. Gene Ontology annotation, biological process: protein localization to mitotic spindle; regulation of ERK1 and ERK2 cascade; regulation of TOR signaling.